GGUCUCUUCUUACCUCUCCUGAUGGAGCUCAUGGUGCUGUGAUGAUCGAAGUGGGCAAGAUUUUUGUUGAAAAGGGCAAGAAUAAAUCGAUUUUCAAAUUUCGAUCGAGUCGAUUGCAGUUCGAAUCGAAUCGAAUCGAAUCGAAUCAAAUCGACUCGUUAUUGCUUCCGUGUCUCCAUCAUCGAUGUUGUGACCAUGGCACCUACAACCCAUCCAGCAGAGCCCGAGAGAAGAAGGGCAACCCAAAGCAAUACUGUACUCUACUCUCAACGAUACAUGUACUAGCUACGUAGCUAUUCAGUCGAGUCUGUAGGGACAGGACAGAAUGUCGCCGUGCUGCUGCUUUCUGCCGAUCCGCGCCGUAUCGGAUCGUUGUGCCCGAUAUAUUUUUCUGUUGCUGGGAAUUGGCAUUUUGGUCCCAUGGAAUGCCUUUAUCAGUGCGGUACCGUACUUUCAAUCUCGAAUUUGUUCCAUCCCAGGAGCCGAAGCACAAUUUGAAUCCUGGGUGGGGCUGAUCUUUAACCUUUCUUCAGUUGGUGCUUUGACACUGCUCUUGUCAUGGCCUCUUUGGAAGCACCAAUUUCAAAAACUCUUCUUGUUUCGCAGAAGAAUACCCCACAAUGAAAUUGAAACUGUGGGAGUGGGAGUCUUACGCGACAAUCAUCAUCAAGUACCGCCAGAACCAUCACCACACCACCAGCCAUCAUCCCACGACGCUCCUCCUGACGAUGCCCAUUACAAUGCUUCUUUUUGGAUGGUGACAAUUCCCUUGACAUUGUCGCUGUGUGUGUUUGUGGUUACCGAUCUCCUGGUGGCCAUUCAGAACAUUACUCCAUCGGCCUUUUUGGUCGUAACAUUAAUGGGAAUGUCUCUGUGUGGAGCCUGUGCGGCGUUUGCACAAGCCGGAACCGUGGCCACGUCGGGAUUCUUUCCCGGUCAAGUGGGCAUCAACCCAUUUGUUUCGGGACAAGCGGUCGGGGGUGUAUUGGUAUCGGCCGCCAAUUUCAUCUCCGCCAUGGCGGAAGAUCCGCAAGUUUAUUGGGAUCAACAUUGCGACCAUAAUCAUGAAAAUAACAGUACCACGGCGACUGCAGCAUCAAAAGCAACCACCACAAAGAAUCACAACAAUACGACUCUGGGUCACUAUUCCACCACCACAUGUCCUCCGUAUCAAACGAUGGAUGCUGCCGUAUUCAUCUACUUUCUUGUGGGGGCCUGUGUUUUGUUGGCAUGUGUCAUGGGAUACACACUCCUGGAUGCCAGUGCACGUGCACGACGACUGCAAGAACAAUAUGAAACGGUCGGCAACACUACAGACGAAUCCACCAUCGAAGAGUUUAGGGAUGAACCGGUAGAAAUAACAUCCAGCCAGUCUCAUCAACAUCAACAACCUUUUGAUAUCGCGCAAGAAGGAUGCGAUAGUGUGUGCGCUGAUAAUAAUGAGGAGGAUGUCUACGAGACCAGCAGCUCGGAUCGCAUGGCUGCCGGCCAACAUGACGACGUGCUAAGAACAGCAACAGCAGAACUACAACCACCCCAGACCGUGUUGCAAGCAAUCAAGGGCCCUGCCUUUUGCAUCUUUUUUACCUUUUUUGUGACACUGUCACUAUUCCCCUCUUGGACAUCCAGAUUGCAAAGUAUCCAUCAAUGCCAACCAAACAGCAAUCGCCUCAGCAAUGAUCUAUACGUCCCGUUUACGUUCCUCUUGUUCAAUAUUGGAGAUUUGACGGGAAGAGAACUUGCUGGCAGAAUAUUAGCCCUGGAUAGAAUGGACAAUGUGUCCUUCAAACUGGUCAUGGCAUCCAUUGCACGAUUUCUGUUUUUCCCAAUGCUGCUCCUGUGUGUUGGGGGCAGCAGCAGCAGCAGCCAUCAUGGGAUUCCGAGUGACUUUUACUCGGUCACAGUGCAGGCAUUGUUUGCACUCUCCAAUGGUGCACUCAUCACCUUGGCGUUUAUGCAUGCACCGUCGCUGCUUCCGGCUACCGUUCCAGGAGCCAAUGAAAAGUCGUCCGAGAUUUUGACCUUGUCUCUAUCGUUGGGGUUGUUUUGUGGCAGUUUGUUCGCCUUUCCAGUGUCCAAGCUGGCCUCGUAGUGGGCAAUUUCUUUUUGCAGGCCUUUCUGUUGUACAAGGUGUAGAUUAUUGAUAGAAAUACUGUAUUCUAUUUAUUCUUGAUUCUAUGAGAUGGGUUGCGUACUUGUAUGAUUCCCCCAAUCCACA
Molecule: messenger RNA, 2218 nt
Organism: Seminavis robusta
Lineage: Eukaryota; Bacillariophyta; Bacillariophyceae; Naviculales; Naviculaceae
Source: the annotation of a GenBank genome assembly